Molecule: messenger RNA, 114 nt
Organism: Sclerotinia sclerotiorum 1980 UF-70
Lineage: Eukaryota; Fungi; Ascomycota; Leotiomycetes; Helotiales; Sclerotiniaceae
Exons: 1
Coding region: 1-114 (37 amino acids)
Source: RefSeq, a predicted model, not a curated record
AUGGUCGGUAUCAUCAUUGCUGCUGCCAGAAGUUAUGGCACUGGCGGAUACCUUAUCCUUCGUCUCCGACAUGUCGCUUUCACCCUGGGAAAUAGCGAGUAUGCAGUGAUAUAA